Molecule: messenger RNA, 2898 nt
Organism: Hyalella azteca
Lineage: Eukaryota; Metazoa; Arthropoda; Malacostraca; Amphipoda; Hyalellidae
Product: irregular chiasm C-roughest protein
Exons: 12
Coding region: 346-2838 (830 amino acids)
Biological process (GO): cell-cell adhesion
Cellular component (GO): cell-cell junction
Molecular function (GO): cell adhesion molecule binding
Source: RefSeq, a predicted model, not a curated record
AGUUCUCUGGCUGAGAAUUAUGCAUGUGUAGCGUGAUUCAUGCCGCUCGAAUAAAUAUAAAUAGAACUUUAUUGAUUUCAUUACAAUCUAUUUAGUUGUUAGUUGACAAUUUAGAGUUGAAUUUAAGAAUCGAGCAAGUGAGUGAUAGUUAAGUUGUGAUUCAAACUCUCGCCGUGGAAAAUCGACUACCCUCACAUUUUAGAUAACGUUUUGAGAGUACAUCGGCGGUGAAGAUGAGAAUUAGUAGUGCGAAAAGAAAGAGAUCUGUCAUAGGAAUUAUAUAGAUUACCCUAAUAUUUUACGUUUUUUAUGAGGUAAAAAACGCGCGUUUUCUAUUCAAAGAAAAUGGAGGAGAGACUGCCACAAUCGAGGUUCAGAAAUCCUUUCUACGUGAUUCAAAGAACUAUUUUGAUUAUAACAGUGUAUAUGGUUCUUUUCACACAUAGAAGCGACACUGCACAACAGUUCACUGAGCAACCAAAGCCAGUUACUGCAGUUUUAGGGCAAAAUGUUACCCUGAAGUGUACGAUUAAGGAUCUCAGAGGAGCGGUUCAAUGGACCCAAGACGGGUUCGGUCUCGGCACGAGUCGGUCCUUGCUAGGAUACGACCGCUACAGCAUCAUAGGCUCAGCAGAAAAAGGUGAAUGGCACCUGAACAUUCGCACACUGCUGCUCUCGGACGACGCAGAAUAUCAGUGUCAGGUCGGAGCUGCAGAGGGCGAGCCCUUGUUGCUCAGCAGCAAAGCCAGCGUCACGGUGCGCGUGCCGCCCAAGAACAACGAUGACAUGGUCUCCAUAGACCGGCCCUCCCCCAUCACCGCCACCGCCGGGGAGCCUAUCAGGAUCAGCUGCAUGGCCAGGUUCUCGAAACCUGCAUCCACGAUCGAGUGGUACAAAGGCAGCGAAAAGAUCAAGAAAGGCACGGAGACGACGACGCUUGAGAUGCCCAACAGUUCGCUGGUGUCGGUGCGCAACACGCUCGACCUCACGCCCGACGAGACGUACAAUAACGUCAACCUGACGUGCAACGUCGCACACGUCGCCAUGGACGAGCCCAUCGUCAGGAGCGUCCUUAUGACCGUCAAAUAUCCUCCCAAGGUCAAGAUUGCUGCUGACUCAGUCAAAAUCACUGAAGGCGAUGAUGUUGUAUUCACAUGCACCGCAGAAGGCAACCCCAGCAAGCUAGUGUACCGGUGGGAGGUGGGGGGUGUGACUGUAGAGGGGGCGGACCACGGCCCGACGUUUACCAUGAAGAACGUCACGAGAAGUCUACAUAAGUCUACGGUCGCUUGCUUCGUCACCAACGACAUCGGGACAACGUCUGCCAACCACAAACUGGCUGUUGAAUAUGCGCCAGCUUUCAAGUCGGAACCGCAAGACGCGGAUGCGGAACUCGGAAAAUCCGUGAACCUGACAUGCGAUGUCGACGGAAAUCCAACCCCGGAGAUCGUUUGGACGCAUAAGGAUUCUGACAAGGUCAUCCACAUCGGAGCUACCAUGACAGUGACGGUCUCAGCAGCCACCGUCGGCACCUAUAACUGCAGAGCCACGGUCACUGGCUUCACUGAGAUCUGGCACGCGCUGUCAGUGCGCAUGCGCGGGGCGCCGAUGGUGGAGCCUGACCAGCGUCACUACGGCGUCGCCGGCGGGACCGUGAGACUCAAGUGUCGCCUGCACGCCAUCCCGCGUCCCACCUCCGUCACCUGGUCUCGUUAUGGAGUAACCAUAUAUCCUGAUCAGCACAAGUACAUCACCGAGGAGGAACCGACGGCGUCGGGGGUGGAAAACACGCUCACAAUUUUCAGCGCCAGACAAGAAGACUUCGGCCCUUACAACUGUACUGCCAACAACACAUUCGGCUCAGAUACUGCGAUUGUUCUGUUACUGCAACAACAGACCCUGCCUCUGAUCACAACCCUGGUCGCCAUCUUGGGCGGCAUCCUGUUCCUAAUCGUCGUGGUUGCCGCUAUCGUCCUCUUCAGGCGGAAGGGUCUCGAGUAUAAAGACCCAGCUAUGGAGAAACACGGCAUGCACGACCACGAAAAUUCAUCCUCGCACGAUUCCGUGAUCAAAAUGAACACGCACACGGGGACGUAUUCUGACACGUACACAGGCACAGCUUCAGGCACGUACACAGGCACGGCUUCAGGCACGUACACGGCUUCAGACUUGACGCCUUCAGAAGCCGACGAUGACGACCGCGAGCACGACGAGAACGACGAGGAAUUCAGCAACGAAGACUGGGAGACGAGAAACCUUGCCGACCCAACGCGCGCCGACGCCCGGCCUUACCAGUUCCCUGCUAGCAUGGACCUGCAGCUGAACACUAGUGGUUCCUACUUACCAUUCGACUAUCGCGGUGACUACAGUCCACCACCACCGCCACCACCACCACUACCAGCAAACUACCAUCGCAAUACCGUCUAUACCAGCGUUCCUAUGAACAACUUCGCAGUUAACAGUCCUGGUAGAAACGUCCCGCACGGAAAGUUCGUUCAAAUGCCGUCUGCCAGAGGGAGUUACGGAUCGAGCGGAACGCUGUUGACUCCCCAAAGCAAUCAGGUUUUUGUCCCGAACUUGGGGCCGCCCAAUACAGAUUUUGGCGCAAAUGUUUCCAUGACUAACAUGAACUUUGGAGGAGGAAUACGGGCCAGAGCUUUGUCCCCCACUAAUUCUCAGAAUAUAAGGAAUAAUUUGAAUAUACCUAUGAACAAUGUGGAUAAAAACUUGAUCUAUAGUCAGCUGGGCAGAACGAGGAAUGUUCUACGACCCAAUAGCCAAUACAUCACUGUACCUCAGAACGAUCUAGGGAGAGGAGGCAUCGGCACUCAUAUUUAGCUUACGGAUAUAAGUCUCAACAUUUGAUGUAAAAUCAUACGAAUUUUACUAGUAAAACAA